Messenger RNA from Giardia duodenalis, 2904 nucleotides. RefSeq names its product Kinase, NEK. Gene Ontology annotation, molecular function: protein kinase activity; ATP binding. The transcript has a single exon. Lineage: Eukaryota; Fornicata; Diplomonadida; Hexamitidae. Gene Ontology annotation, biological process: protein phosphorylation. The record is from RefSeq and is a predicted model, not a curated record. Bases 1 to 2904 code for a protein of 967 amino acids.
AUGUUAUGCCCAGCACUGGCAGAGGAGUUCUAUAUAGGACGCACGCUUGGACAAGGGUCCUACGGCGCCGUCAGGGUUCUCAAAGACAAGGUUACCUCGACUGUUGUUCUGUGCAAAGAAUUUAACCUUUCUGAUCUCGAUGAUGCUGCGUUUUCCUCUCUAAUGUAUGACCUUUCUCUAGCAUCUCAUCUUGAGUACCAGUUUUUGCUUCACUACGAACGUCUCAUUAUAUAUGAUGAAGGGAGUACUCUCUUUGCUAUUAGUUCGCAGAUUGGGGCCUACAAUCUGGCCGACUUAAUUAGCAAACACCAGUGUGCCAAAAUGUCCAUUCCAGAAGCAUGCAUUUUAACCAUCCUGCGGUCGGUGGCCCAGGCCUUGGCCUUUCUUCACAAGGAAGCACGGCCGCUCCUCUUUGCCCGAAUUGGGGGUGAAUACACCGAGACCCCUGUUCUGCACAAUGAUUUAAAGCCGAGCAACGUUCUUGUAAUGAGCAAUAAUCAGUUGCUGGUUACAGAUUAUGGCACCGCUAGGUCAUAUAAGUUAAAAAGAUUGGCAUCCACGUUUAGCAGCUCUUUGCCGUAUAUCGCACCCGAGAUUCUGCAUAAAAAAGAGCCCACAGAGGCUUCCGACGUCUGGUCUCUCGGGUGUCUUAUUUACGAGCUUUGCACACUCAAAAGGUUUGUGGAGCGGGCCAACACUGUCUCUGAAGCAAGUUCCUUUAUAGCUAGUCUUAAGGACGUUACCAUUCCGAAAUCUUAUUCAAAGCACCUUGCCAAGUUAAUCAAGCACAUGCUUUCUAUCAACGCAGACGACAGGCCUAGCGUCGAUGACAUUCUCAAAGACAAGCUGCUAGAGUCUGCCAAGCCCAGCAUCCAUCUGGAGCACUUGACAGGAAGCAUGACCGCCAGCUACAAGACCGCCAGCAUACCCAAUAUAACGGCCAGACUGGACAUAGAACCUUGUAAUAUUAUCACUGCUUCUUCCUCUACCUUUGGGGAUUCCUCUCUCUAUCCGUCAGGGGGCGGUGUUGAUCUGUCCUCCGGGCGAGGGAGUCGCAUGGGUAGCAGGUCAAGCAGCACGGCAAUGGGAAGAAGAAAUGUAAAGUCAACUAAGAUCACUCGGUCAUUGGCUUCAUCGCUAGCCUUUAACAGAAGCCUGCUGGCAUCAUCAGCCCGAUCCCAUAUUGGCAGCGGAAUAGAUCCUCAAGAUCUCAAUACUAAUACUAUCAGCUCUCCAAACUUUUACGCACUUGCUGAUACUGAUGUUGGAGAGUCUGCAACGGGAUGUGCGAGCAGCGUUCAUGAAACUCAGCGCACACCGAGCGCAGCAAUGGCAGACUCCUCACUUGCUUAUUUGCGAUUGCUGAAGAAGAAUGUUUGUUCAGAGGCAUCUAAUAGGCUCACAUCUCAAAAGCCAUAUAGACUCCGGGGUUCUUUGGAGGGUGAUAAGAACGCCGCAGAAAACACCCCUACUGGCAUUGCUGGACUGUCAGCAGGUCGCUCUGUCAGCCUCCGAGCUGCAGCAUCAAAGCUAAGCGACGGGCCCUACUCUACGCCUGGGCCUGAUACACGGAUCUCCACUCGGCUUCCGGACUCCCUACGCCGCUCGACAUCCACUCAUGUCAGUCUUUACGAAAACUGUACUAAAAAUGAUACAGAGCGCAUCACCGAUUUCAUUUCAGAAAGCAAGUCAAAGCUUCAACUGUUGGAUAGUAUCUGUCUUUCAAGGCACACGCACACAUCUGUGCAGCGCACAUCAUCCGCUGAGUCGAGACCCAACAACCAAACCAUGGCAGUAACCCCGAUCUUUAGCGCAGGCCAGAGUUUUAGUUCUCCGUCAUUUACUAUAGACUUGAGCCAUCCAGAUAACAUAAGGAAGGUCGCCAAUGAGUUUACAAGCUCUAUGAUUGAAGUUUUGGUCCCGAAUCAGCAGAGUCCUAGCCCACAUAUAUUUCUUAACGACGGCCUUCCUCCAGUGUCUCCUACCAAUCUCACUGCAUCCCACGGAAACGCUCGUCAACAUAUUGGUAGCAGGGAGGCAAUGGGAUCUGGAGUUAACAUUAUCCUUUCUAAGCCCAUUGACUCAAUGAUGCCGGCUACACCUCCAAACCAAGACAAGAUACCUAAAUGGAGAGGCUUUUCUAGGCGCAAAGCUAUUGCUAAAGAUGAUAACAAGGCCACCUAUAGCACAAAUGAGCAAAUUAGCAACGUGCUGAUCAGUAAGCUGGGAAAUAGCUUGAUAGCGAAGAAAUUGCACAAUGCAGAUCAGAAGAAGCGGGGAAGAACUCCUCAGCAUGCUACCUCCGACCAAAAAAGUAAUCAUAAAGAGAUCAAGUGCCUUAAUUCCGGGACACAAUUCGAUAUCAUCCCCAAUGCAGCUCCAGCAAUGGGACCAAUGCCAAUGCCAAGUGUGCCUACCAUAACAGCCUGUCAAAGAAGAACACCAAAGCAAAAGACGCGCCUGAUGCGUAGCCGAAGCAAAAGCAUAGGUGGAAAACCUCAGAACAAGCCACAUGAGUACACUCCCCCUGUACCCGCGCCUCCUCGGUUGUCCCUCCCUGCAGCAGAUGAUAAGUACGCACUAAGCGUUUUCCUAGGAGACAAUAGCAACUUCAACAUCGAAAGCAGCUCCUCGUCAAAUAUAGUCCCAGACUUUGCCUCUACUGUGCACACUCCGAAGAAGCUGCAGGUUCCUAAGGUACCUCAAAUAACAGUCCAGAGGCGAGAGAAAAUCCUGCAGAAUACAGCUAUGCCUACUGCCCCCACGGAUAGCGUUCAGCAUGAAGAUGGAGUUAGAAACCUGGCUACUCCGAUUAAGAAGAGGACGUUUGUGCCCAGUCCACCCCCCUUGACUAAGCCACAUUUACUGGAAAAGGGACGCAAUCUCUACGGGCAAUCUACUUGA